Molecule: messenger RNA, 1232 nt
Organism: Impatiens glandulifera
Lineage: Eukaryota; Viridiplantae; Streptophyta; Magnoliopsida; Ericales; Balsaminaceae
Product: SUPPRESSOR OF GAMMA RESPONSE 1
Exons: 5
Coding region: 107-1114 (335 amino acids)
Biological process (GO): regulation of DNA-templated transcription
Cellular component (GO): nucleus
Molecular function (GO): DNA-binding transcription factor activity; transcription cis-regulatory region binding
Source: RefSeq, a predicted model, not a curated record
AGAAGUGUCGGAAACACACUACUCUUUCUACUACUACUACUAGAGCUUCUCUCUCUAUCUAUUCUUUCAUGUCUUGUGAGAAUCGUCGUCUCAACCUAACCCUAGAAUGUCAAGGAAUUGGAUUGUAGAUGGGAAAGGAAUCGCAAGCAAAGUUAAAAAUGCAGGUCUUCCAAUGGCUAAACAAAUUAAAGAUUGUGGAGCUAAUCUUGAAUGCCCAAACUGUCAUUACCUUAUCUGCAACACUACUGAUGUUUGUCAUGAAUGGCCAGGAUUUCCAGCAGGAGUAAAGUUCGACCCAUCAGACACAGAACUAUUAGACCACUUAGCAGCCAAAUGUAGACCAGAAAACUCAACUGCCCAUGUCUUCAUCGACGAAUUCAUCUCCACCGUCGAAAGAGAAGAAGGAAUCUGCUAUUCCCACCCAGAAGAUCUUCCCGGAGUGAAGAAAGAUGGAAGCAGCGUUCAUUUCUUUCACAGAACAAUAAAUGCUUACUCAACCGGUCAGAGGAAACGACGUAAAGUCAGCAAUGAGGAUCAAGCCAGUAAUUCGAUCGUACGUUGGCAUAAGACGGGAAAGACAAAACCCAUUUUGGAAAACGGAAUACAAAAGGGAUGUAAGAAGAUUAUGGUUCUCUAUGGAAGCUGCAAGAAAGGUUUCAAACCUGAUAAAUGUAAUUGGGUUAUGCAUCAAUACCAUUUAGGAACUGAUGAAGAUGAAAUUGAAGGCCAAUAUGUUGUUUCCAAAAUUUUCUAUCAACAAUCCAAAAUUCCUCAUCAAUUGGUUCAAACCGCUGUUGAUCCUUCUACCCCCGUUGCAACUGCUCCCAGCCCCCCUAGACCCCGCAAGCCCGAUCAAACUGCUCCCAUUCCAAAGGAGGAAAUUGAUGAGAACUCGAGUAAUACCAAUACUUGUCUAGCAGGAGAGUCUCAAGCAGAUGAUUCGAUAUACGAUGCAUUGAUGUUUGAUGAUAAUAGGAUUCUCGAUCAUUUGGCGCUAGAUAAGUUUGGAGAUUUGGAUAAUCUACAACUCGAGACCCCUCCCGAUUUCCAGCUUGGUGAUUUACAAUUAUUCGGGUCACAGGACAGCAUUUUCGGAUGGUUGGACAAUUUGUAGAACUAGAUUUCGAAUCUUUGUGGUGUAAUUUUUAGCGAUAAACUACUCGAAUCUCUUUAUUUAUAUGUUAAAUGAAUUUUUUUGCUGUUCGUAAUCUAGAAAAGAAUACAAAAUUGAG